Molecule: messenger RNA, 402 nt
Organism: Chlorella variabilis
Lineage: Eukaryota; Viridiplantae; Chlorophyta; Trebouxiophyceae; Chlorellales; Chlorellaceae
Exons: 3
Coding region: 1-402 (133 amino acids)
Biological process (GO): response to oxidative stress
Source: RefSeq, a predicted model, not a curated record
AUGGUGGCGCCCCAGGUUGCGGGAGCGAGGGCUGUGCUGGGUUCCGCGGUGCGGGCAACCCAGCAGGCCGAGGUGAAGCACCAGGCGGCCAAGGAGUUCUUCAAGGAGGUCUGCCGUUGCCUGCCCUGGGUGGCCAAGAACUACCGGCUGGAGGAGCUGACCUCGGUGCAGCAGCUGCGCACCAAUGUGGCCAGCCUGUUCCGCCAGUACAAGGAUGUGCAGUCACCUGAAGUGAUCGACCUGCUGGUGUACAAGGGGCGGGAGGAGCUGGAGAUGAUCCUCAUGCAACACAAGCAGCGGCACCAUAUUAUCACCCAGUACAUCCACAACCCCGCCAAGGACCGCGUGACAAAGCCCACCACGAUGUCGCCCUUCCUGCAGCAGUUUUACAAGAGCAACUGA